CCGCGUACCUUAUCUAACUUGCUAAUGUCUCUGUGUAAAUACGAUAACAUUCAAUAAUGACUGUAAGUUCAUUAUUCCACGUUCAGUCCCACGAUGGCGCUCAAGACCGGAGCUAGUUUUUUACGUUUGAAUCGCUUGAACCAAGUUUUCAGAUUAUUGUCAACGAGCUCGAGACCUGAAAUCAUUCAGAAUGGUGGUAACAACGCUGACUUCCCUGGCGCUAAGGCUCCCUACGUGACGGAAAUGAAAUUUGUCGAUGAAAAUAGUUAUGAUCCUAUCCCUAUAUAUAGGGUACUCGAUAACGAUGGCCAAGUAAUCGACAAUAGGGAAGAGCCUGCCAUCGACAAGGAAACCCUACUCAACAUGUACAAAACGAUGGUUCAACUUAAUCAGAUGGAUAAAAUUAUGUACGAAUCCCAAAGACAAGGUCGAAUCUCCUUCUUCAUGACGAACUACGGAGAAGAGGGUAUCCAGGUUGGGAGUGCCGCGGCUUUGUCGCCAAAAGAUCUGAUUUUCGCUCAAUACAGAGAGGUCGGAGUACUGUUGUACCGAGGAAUGACGGUCACUGAGCUUAUUAACCAGUGUUAUGGGAAUCAUGAAGAUCCUGGCAAGGGAAGACAUAUGCCAGUACAUUAUGGUAGCAAGCAAAGGAAUAUCGUAACUUUAUCCAGUCCAUUAGCAACCCAGAUGCCUCAAGCUGUAGGCGCAGCUUACGCGUACAAGCGCCUACCAAACAAUGAUCGAUGUGUUAUUUGCUACUUCGGUGAGGGAGCUGCCUCUGAGGGAGACGCACACGCCGCUUUCAACUUCGCCGCUACUCUUGAAUGUCCUGUCAUAAUGUUCUGUAGAAACAACGGAUACGCGAUCUCGACGCCGACGAACGAGCAGUAUCGCGGGGACGGCAUCGCGGGCCGUGGGCCGGCGAUGGGCCUGCACACCGUGCGCGUGGACGGCACCGACGCGCUCGCCGUCUACCGCGCCGUGCAGCGCGCGCGGGCGAUCGCCCUCGACAACAAGCCCGUACUCAUCGAAGCCAUGUCCUACAGAGUGGGACAUCACUCAACGUCCGACGACAGCACCGCCUACAGGCCGCUGGAAGAAAUACAGAAAUGGACUCAAGCUGAGAACCCCAUUCAGAAGUUGAGAUUGUAUCUCGAAAAUAAAGGGCUAUGGGAUGCCGAGGCUGAAAAGACAUACGUAAAGGAAGCUCGUGACAUGGUAGUUCGAACAAUGCAAGAUGCAGAGAAGAAGAAGAAACCGCAUUGGAAGGAGAUGCUUGAAGAUGUUUACUAUGACAUGCCUCCUCAUCUACAGAAACAAAUGCAGCAAAUGGAGAAGCAUUUGGAAAAGUACCAGGAACAUUAUCCCAUGGAUCAAUUUCAAAAAGAAUAAAUUUAAGUUG
Messenger RNA from Vanessa tameamea, 1402 nucleotides. It is a transcript of the gene BckdhA, whose product is annotated as 2-oxoisovalerate dehydrogenase subunit alpha, mitochondrial. The record is from RefSeq and is a predicted model, not a curated record. Gene Ontology annotation, biological process: branched-chain amino acid catabolic process. The transcript is spliced from 8 exons. Gene Ontology annotation, molecular function: oxidoreductase activity, acting on the aldehyde or oxo group of donors, disulfide as acceptor. Bases 94 to 1392 code for a protein of 432 amino acids. NCBI's taxonomy places the organism in Eukaryota, Metazoa, Arthropoda, Insecta, Lepidoptera, Nymphalidae.